Molecule: messenger RNA, 2117 nt
Organism: Sodiomyces alkalinus F11
Lineage: Eukaryota; Fungi; Ascomycota; Sordariomycetes; Glomerellales; Plectosphaerellaceae
Exons: 2
Coding region: 189-1898 (569 amino acids)
Biological process (GO): tRNA-type intron splice site recognition and cleavage; tRNA splicing, via endonucleolytic cleavage and ligation
Cellular component (GO): tRNA-intron endonuclease complex
Molecular function (GO): nucleic acid binding; tRNA-intron lyase activity
Source: RefSeq, a predicted model, not a curated record
GCUCCAAAUCGAGUUCUCUUCUCAUCCAACCACAACCCCCAAUGGCUGCAAAACAGCCUCCUUGAAGCCUUCGGCACUGAGCUAUUUGGAUAUCAAGGUAGCUCUUGCACGUAUGCUUCUUAUUGAUCUCGUCCGAACAAGCAGUGGACGAGCAUCUCCUUCAUAUAAUAAAAUGAAGUAAAAUUAUCAUGGCUGAAGUUCUUUCCUCAACCUCAGCCCCAAAUGGGGGAAACGUCCCGGUGACGGCCUCGUCGGCCAGUCGGCCGCCCAAGCCUAACCAACCAAGACCACCACCACUCCAUGAACUAUACGCCCUUCCGGCGCCCAUCCGCACACUUCCUCUCCCUACCUUCUACCCCAAUAAUCCAUUGUCUCUGAUCCAGCUUGUCUGGGCAUGGACCCGACAAGUCCUGUCCCCACCGCCCGCCGAACCAUCCGUCGUAUGGGAAGGUGUCUGGUCACCCGAGUCCGGAUCCGUCAACGUGUUUGACGAGAAGGCCAUGCGUGCCUUGUGGGAACAAGGCUUUUAUGGGAAGGGGAACCUAAGUCGUAGCGAGCCCAACUGGCUGAAGCGGGAGAAAGUACGGCGCGGUGUUUUGCAGGCCCACGUAAGUGAAGAACUGACUGAGAGUCGAAGAGCCGAGAGAUUCCGGAUGAAGUGGGAGCGGGCCAAGGCCGAACAAGAGGCCAUUCGCCGGAUACGGAUGGAAGAAGUCCGCGAGGCCAUCUUGGCGCGUCCUAGAGCCCAGGAGGUGGUCUCCGACAUCUCCCUGUCGGAGUCCCGUACAUGGAGCGCGCCUGUUGGGCCGGCAGAGUUGCUCUCCCUUCCCAAUUCUCCGGUAGAGCUGAAGGCUUCCGCUGUGUCUCCACCACAGCCGUCCACACCGGCCAUGGUAGUAUUGGAGGGGCAAAAUGGGGAUCAAAGUAGCCCGGCGGCUGGGCCGAACGGGUCAGUCAAUGGCGAACAAGCUGUCGCAGAUCCACCGCCAUCCAUCCUUUCUCCCGAGACAAGGUCUCCAAACGGCAUGCCCAAGACACCAAACAACACAACUAAAGGACAGACUCUAAAGCGCAAGAAGAGUGUUCGCUUCUCGCCGCGCGUUGAGUCUACGAUAUACCAACUACUUGAUCCGCCAAGCCUGCACCACGCGGCUUUGAAUGACCGUGCGAACGGUUCCGUGGAUGAGCCCUCACCCCUCGACCGGGAACUCGCCGCACUUCCCGGCUCUGGUGUCACUUACAGUGCGCAGAAUGGGAAAGAGAAAGACGUCGAAGCCUCGUCGUCUGCCCUCCCGCACUCAGAAGAAGAGGGAGAGGAAAUCAAGGAGGACAUGGAGCACCUGCAGCUCGUAGCGGAAGAAGCCUUCUUCCUCGUAUUCGGGCUCGGAGCCCUGAAGGUCCUGGACCCCGCUACCCGCUCACCCAUGGAUGUCCCAGCCUUAUUCCAGGCAUUCCGGCGGAACUCCAAGUUCCCACCCUUAUCCCUGGAUGAACUGCGACCGGAUGACGGCUUCUUGGUCCACUACGCGGUGUACCACCAUUUCCGCUCCCUCGGAUGGGUCCCCCGCCCCGGCAUCAAGUUCGGCAUGGACUGGAUGCUGUACGCCAGGGGUCCCGUCUUCGACCACGCCGAGUUCGGCAUCCGCGUCAUGCCGUCUUACACGCAUCCGUGGUGGAAGGCGAGCGGGCAGGAGAUGCCGUCCAAGUCGUGGCCGUGGCUCCACGCCAUGGUCCGCGUCCUCGCCCACGUGCAGAAGAGCUUGGUGCUCGUGUAUGUCGAUAUCCCGCCGCCGCCUGCGUUCGAGGAAGCCAUGUCGAAGGGCCCGGCGGAGGUGUUCAAACUGUAUAAGAUUCGAGAGGUCAUGAUCAAGCGAUGGUCGGGCAAUCGCAACAGGUAGAGCGACUUGGCGCUUUGCUGGAUGGGGAGUUGUUGGCGUUGGGACUAAUGGUAUAGGACUCGGGAGAUUUGGCUUCUUUAUUUUGGCAUUUGUCUAUAAGGCAGUGGUCUUCGCGACGGGAUAGUGAUCAUGAAAAAGUAAUGAAUGGCAAGAGAGAUGUGAAGAGCCAGAUGAUUGAGGCGCGUCCGACAGUUCAAGUCCAGAGUGAAUGAACCGAAC